GGUUUCCUGUCUCGCCAUCAUCAAUGUCUAUUCCUAUUUGCUAAUGGACAUCUGUUGCAUAUUAUAGUCCCACAUCUUCUGUGCUUGGCUUGUGAUUUAAGAGUCUGGGGUUUUAUUGGAUGCACUCUGGGAUUUUAGAGCUAUAAUAUCAUUUCAAUGUUUCUUUACUGAAUGAAAUAUUAUACAUUGUUCUGUCAUUCGCUGGUCCCCAAACACGUACGUUUUUCAGUAUUCUGUAUUCUGUUCCCCCCUUCCCUUCUGAUUUAGAUCAUGAAAUUGGAUAUAGAAGGCAUUGCAAGCUCCAGGGCGUUUAUUUUCCUUUCUGCAGAGGGCCUAGAUUUCGGCAGAAUGGAGCACUGCCUUAUGGGUAUCAAGGGAACAGUUCAUGGCAGCACAGAUGGAGAUAUCAUCCAUGCAAAUGUUGACAUUGAUCUCAUCAUCACAGAGGAACCUGAAAUUGGAAACACUGAAAAGCCAGUUGAGAUUUUUCAUAUCGUUGAGCAUUUCUUCCUUGGAAGGAGAUGGUUACACCUCUUUGGAAGGGAUAGGACUAUAAGACCAGGUUGACUUACUGGUGAACCUACUCGUGCAACAGCAACUUUGAUUCAGAUACACUUCCUACUUUAACACACCAGAAUUUCCUCUUACUGGAUGCACAGAGAAGAUUGAAAGUCUGAAAACUCCACCUAGUCAGAUC
This is a messenger RNA of Xenopus laevis (African clawed frog), 697 nucleotides long. Its product is annotated as N6-adenosine-methyltransferase non-catalytic subunit-like. Lineage: Eukaryota; Metazoa; Chordata; Amphibia; Anura; Pipidae. Bases 271 to 567 code for a protein of 98 amino acids. The record is from RefSeq and is a predicted model, not a curated record. The transcript has 3 exons.